Mytilus trossulus (common blue mussel) is the source of this 869-nucleotide messenger RNA. RefSeq names its product CD109 antigen-like. The transcript has 6 exons. NCBI's taxonomy places the organism in Eukaryota, Metazoa, Mollusca, Bivalvia, Mytilida, Mytilidae. The record is from RefSeq and is a predicted model, not a curated record. Bases 36 to 869 code for a protein of 277 amino acids. Gene Ontology annotation, molecular function: endopeptidase inhibitor activity.
UAAAAGAUUCACUUAUAACACAAGGGCGAUUUAGAAUGAGAAAUAGAAAACAGCAAGACCAGAAUCUUAGAAUAACAUAUGCAAUGGUUCCUCAAGCAAAGUUACUAAUUUAUUAUGUUAGACGAAGAAAUGGCGAAGUUGUAGCUGAUGCUAUAACAUUUCCGAUUGAGGACAUAUUUGAUAAUGAAGUGUCUAUCAAAUUCAACACAAGACGAGCGAAUCCUGGUGAGGAAGUUCAGGUUGAAUUAACGGCUGAUCCAUACUCAUUGGUGAACGUUCUUGCUGUUGAUAAAAGUGUUCUUUUACUGAAAUCAGGAAAUGAUAUCACAACACAAGAUGUAUUGAAUGAACUUCAAGAAGAUAGAUCUACUGGUCAAUUUGAUGGUACAGAUGGCAAGGAUGCAUUCUCGAUUUUUAAUGGUGCUGGUGUUUAUGUGUUGACAGAUGCUUUGCUUUAUCAGUACAUUCCGCAAGCAAGAUCCGAAAGUUUGGGUUAUAGUGUUGGGGAACCAUAUUUAGCUGGGGGUGGAGGUCGAAACGGAGUAGGGAGUGGGCAUGGAGAUGGGAGUGGGAAUGGAGAUGGAAAUGGAAAUGGGAAUGGAGAUGGGAGUGGAAAUGGAAGUGGAGGUGAAAACAAACAUGGGACACGAACACGAAAGAACUUUCCGGAAACGUGGAUAUGGGUAAACAGAACAACAGGUUCGGAUGGAAAGGCAACAAUUAACACGACAGCUCCUGACACUAUUACAGAAUGGAUUGCAUCAGCAUUCGCUGUUAAUCCCAGAUCAGGUCUCGGAGUUGCUGCAAAUACCGCAAAUGUAAUCAAUUUAUCUUACGAGUUUACAAUUAAAUUAAAUUAUGAAUUAUAA